AAGUGCCGAGUGCGAAGCCAGUCAGUUUUCGAUUGCCGAUGGGCCCGGACAGACAUGAGCGGAGGAGACUACGAGAGCGGUGACUACUUUAUGCGCAGUCGGAAGCUUCGCGACAAGCCGCCGCUGUGGGACUCCUUCCAGGAUCCGCCGUCGAAGAAGACCAGCGGCUCCGAUGUCGACUGGAAGAAGCUGCAGUUCUUCCUGAAACUCUUCAAGCUCUUCGUCUACCUCCUGGUCUUCGCAGUUGUUCUCGCCUCGAGCGUGUUUGCCAAGCUGCUUUAUCUCUACAUGGCCGGAAACACAGGUGGCAGCGGGCCACGGGUGCAAGUGUGCAGCAAGAAUCUGCUCCGUCACGGCCAGGUGGAGGCGGUGCCCAGUGAGCUAGAUCAAAUCGCCUGGGUCUGGGCCUUGAUCUUCGCCUUCGCCGCCCCGGAGCUGCUCACAUUCCUUCGCGCCCUCCGCAUUUGCAUGUUCAAGCGCGAGCAGCGACCCAGCGGACUGGAAGUGGGUCUGGUCACGCUCUUUGAGCUGCUGCACGUCGUUGGCCUGGCCCUGCUCACCUUCACCGUGCUCCCGGCCCUGGAUGCGACUCGCGGUGCCAUUCUGGGCUGCUGCGUCUGCUUUGUGCCCGCCCUGCUGAACCUGCUGACGGGCACGCGACUGCACUGGCAGAAGGCGGACAGCCUGGUCCUGGCACUCUCGGUCCUGGCCCUGAUUGCCCAGAGCAGCGUCUUCCUGGUCUGGCCCUCGCUGAGCGACAGUCUGGAGGUCCAGCUGCUGGCCAUCCCGCUGCUGCUCGUCUCGUUCCGCUGGUGGGAGAACUUCGCCAACACCCACGAGGCCAUCGCCUACAUCAUCCGCACCAUCCGAUGCACUCGCUCCCGCUACCACACGUACCUCUACCUGGCGCCCUUGAAGGUGGUGCUCUUUGCGGGUGUGGGCUUCCUCCUGCACGGUCAGGACUUUGUGGAGUACUUCACCAGGUUCCUGGAUGCCUGGCGGCCGCACCUCAUCACGCUGGUGCAGAGUAACCCCAACGCGCUGCUGUCAGCAGAGGCGAACUCAUCCAUCACGGCCCUUCCGCCGCGGAGCCAGUUCACCAUGCAGUCCAGUCCGAACGCAGUGGUCUACGCACUGGCAGCCCAGGUGGGAGCUGCAUACCUGUGCCACGUGUUCGGCAAGUUCGCCUGCAAAAUCAAGAUCCAGGUGUUCAGCUGCGCACUGCCCCUCAGCCUGGCCGGUCCCGCCACCGUGUGCCUGGCCACCGUGCUGGCCCAGAUGCGGGCCUCGGACCCGUGCGCCCUGCACGGCCUGCUGCCGGACUACCUGGCGCCGGUGGCUCUGGGCGGGAGUUGGGCGGAGCUGGGCCAGCGCUGCUUGGAUUUGGCCCUGUGGCUGUGGCCGCUGUGGUGGCUGGCCCAGGUGUGGACCUGCCUGCACAUCUGGCAGCCGCGCAACGACAAGAACGCCCCCACCGAGAAGCUGUUCGUCUGCCCCUGGUACUGUGGUCUGAUGGUGGACCAGUGCUCGAUGAUGAACCGGCGGAUCGUGGACUGGAGCGAGGAGUACCUGGCCAUCAAGAGCGACCUAACCACGCCGAGGGAUCCUGUGGUGGCCCUGGCAUCCGACAUCAAUGCCAGCCGGGACAUCCGGGAGGAGGACAAGGUGCCGCAGCUGAUUGUGUGCGCCACCAUGUGGCACGAGACCGAGGACGAGAUGAUGGAGUUCCUCAAGUCAAUUGUCCGCCUGGAUGAGGAUCAAUGCGCGCGCCGCAUGGCGAGGAUCCACCUGAACGGCGGCAAGGCGGACGACGAGUACUAUGAAUUGGAAACCAACAUCUUUUUCGACGAUGCCUUUGUGCUGGACCCGCGGCAGUGCCAGAACAAGCGCAAUCCGCCGAUCAACGAGUACGUGAAGACCCUCACUCGCACCAUAGACAAGGCCGCCUUCGAAGUGUACGGCGUGAGCAUCCGGAUCAAGCCGCCCCUGAAGAUCGAGACGCCGUACGGAGGCCGUUUGGUGUGGAUCCUGCCCGGCCGCACCAAGAUGGUGGCCCAUCUCAAGAACAAGGACAAGAUCCGGCACAAGAAGCGCUGGUCGCAGGUCAUGUACAUGUACUACCUGCUCGGCUACCGGAUCAUGGAGACGGAGCAGCUGUCGCCGCGCCGCAAGGCGGUCAUCGCCGAGAACACCUUCAUCCUGGCCUUGGACGGUGACAUCGACUUCCAGCCGCGAGCCGUCCAGCUGCUGAUCGACCGGAUGAAGGCGGUGGACGAGCUGGGGGCCGCCUGCGGACGCAUCCAUCCGGUGGGCAGGGGCCCGAUGGUGUGGUACCAGCGCUUUGAGUACGCCAUCGGACACUGGCUGCAGAAGGCCACGGAGCACGUGAUCGGCUGCGUGCUGUGCAGCCCCGGCUGCUUCAGCCUGUUCCGAGCGAGCGCCCUGAUGGACAACAGCGUGAUGAAGCGCUACACGAUGGUCAGCUCGGAGGCCAUGAAGAUGGUGCAGUACGACCAGGGCGAGGACCGUUGGCUCUGCACGCUGCUGCUGAAGGCCGGCUCGCGGGUGGAAUACUGCGCCGCCUCGGACGCGUACACCCAUGCGCCGGAGAGCUUCAACGAGUUCUACAACCAGCGCCGCCGCUGGGUGCCCUCCACCAUCGCCAACAUCUUCGACAUCCUCGCCGACGCGGACACGGUGGUGCGAAAGAACAACUCGAUCUCCACGAUGUACGUGUGGUACCAGGGCAUGCUGAUGAUCGGUACCGUGCUGGGCCCCGGCACCAUUUUCCUCAUGAUGGUGGGCGCCCUGGUGGCCGUCUUCUCGAUCGACAUCUGGACCGCCUUCCUGUGGAACUUCUUCCCCAUCAUCUUCUUCAUACUGGCGUGUGUGUAUCUGAAGCAGAAGUACCAAUUGCUCAUGGCCUUCGUCAUUAGUGCGCUCUACUGUCUGGUCAUGAUGGCCGUCCUCAUCGGCAUCAUCGUGCAGAUGCUGGAGGACGGACCCCUGGCACCCGCAUCGCUUUUCUUCCUGCUCGUCGCCGUGCAGAUCACGAUUGCAGGCUUCAUGCAUCCGCAGGAGUUCUGGGCCUUGCUGUGCGGCGUCAUCUACUACAUCACCAUCCCCUCGAUGUACAUGCUGCUGAUGAUCUUCUCGGUGUUCAACAUGAACGACGUCUCGUGGGGCACACGAGAGGCGCCCGUGCUGAAGGACGACGACAUGGAGGCGGCGAAUGAGGCGGAUAGCCAACUGCCGGGCUGGCUGAACGAUCCUCUGCUGAUCGACUCGGAGCUGGGCGAAGUGUCGCUGAUGGAGCAGCGCUUCUGGAAGGACCUGAUCAAGCAGUACCUGAAGCCACUGGAGCUGAGUCGCGAGCAGAAGCAGGCGAUGGCCGAUGGGCUGAAGGAGCUGCGGAACAUGAUCGCCUUUGCCUUCGUGAUGGUGAACGCCAUCUUUGUGCUGAUCGUGUUCCUGCUGCAGCUGAAGAAGGAGUUCCUCCACCUCAAGUGGCCCAUCGAGCCCACGGACUUUGUGACCUUCGACAGGGACAACCUGAUGGUCGGCAUCUACAGGCAGUACAAGGAACUGGACCCCAUCGGUCUGUGCUUUGUGCUCUUCUUCGGGCUGAUCCUGAUCAUCCAGUUCCUGGCCAUGUUCUUCCAUCGCUUCGCCACCCUGUGCCAACUGCUGGCCACCACCCGGGUGGACUGGUUCCGGUCCGGCGGUCAGUUCACCGACGAGGACGCAGCCACCGAGCUGAAGGGCUGUGCCGUGAGCAUAGCCCGCAAUUUGCAGCGACCCAGGAGGCUCUUUGGGGACGACGACGAGGGGGAUCCCCACUACGACGACCUGGCGAUGGACGGGGCGGAGGGGGAGCAUCGGGAGCACCGGGAGAGCAUGGUGCGUCGCCAGACGAUCUGCCGGCUGCACGAGACCCGAAACAAGCAGCACAGCGACUACAGCAACCUGGUGCUCAACUUCCAGCGGCGCUUCUUCGGCGACGACGACCUGAACCUCAAGAACCUGGCCCUCAACCGCAAGUCCGUUAAGCUGCUCCAGAAGCGGCGCUCGGAGGCCAAGGUCAACGCAGCCACCACGCCCGGAGGCACGCCCACUCCGAAGGCCGGAAAGCGUCCGCCCCUGGUGCCCAAAAGGGUUAGCUUCUCGGCCUCCGAACGGAACAGCAUGGCGACCUACGACAACGGUGGCUACGAGCACACGGAGUUCUAGAAGGGAUUCAGCUGAUCCCACAAGUAUUAUGCAGAGAAUCUUCUUAACGUACUAUUAUCCAUAUCUAGGCGGGUGUUUUAGAUAUCUCUGACCUCUUAAAACUAUGUUAAAGGAGCUAAUUAUUCUUGCUAAACCUGUUGCAAUUAUGUCUCAACCGAAUUUAAAGCAGUAAAACAGACUAAUCCACAACUCAAUUAAUAGAUUUUAACGUCUAGAGCUUUCAAAAUACCCCUGUUUAUCUCCAUAUCUUUAUGCAAUUACAUAAUCGAAUCCCCAAGGGCCUUGGUGGCUUAAAAAAUAUAAU
Molecule: messenger RNA, 4534 nt
Organism: Drosophila gunungcola (fruit fly)
Lineage: Eukaryota; Metazoa; Arthropoda; Insecta; Diptera; Drosophilidae
Gene: Chs2
Product: chitin synthase chs-2
Exons: 10
Coding region: 55-4230 (1391 amino acids)
Cellular component (GO): cell periphery; cell septum
Molecular function (GO): chitin synthase activity
Source: RefSeq, a predicted model, not a curated record